Aspergillus caelatus is the source of this 1259-nucleotide messenger RNA. RefSeq lists its product as uncharacterized. The record is from RefSeq and is a predicted model, not a curated record. NCBI's taxonomy places the organism in Eukaryota, Fungi, Ascomycota, Eurotiomycetes, Eurotiales, Aspergillaceae. The coding region runs from base 77 to 685 and encodes 202 amino acids. The transcript is spliced from 2 exons.
CUUGUACUUCAACCACUUGCAACAACGCCCACGACAGCCUCUACUUCCGCCUCCUGUUAUCAUUGAUCUCCUCAACAUGCGCCCAUCCAUCGUCAUAAUUUCGAUACUUUCUGUCAUCAACUCAUACGCUCAGGCUACUACUCUACACCCUUCUCAACGCGUCUCAACAGAUAUUCUCUAUUGGCCCAUAACAUCCUCUGAACCUUCGCUCUUCGCCCGCGUCUCCUACGAUCCAACCUCUUUAGAGUCCAACGUGAUAUCCUACUCACCUCCAAUUGCGGUGCACACUGAGUCACCAAACCUAGUGCGUGUUGGGCUAUAUUCCUCCAACGGGAUCGACCCGAAACAAUGGAGCGGGACUCUCACGUCUUGGCCUGCCGUCGCAGGAAGUGAUGGACAGAGGCCAAUGCUUCAGCUUUAUCUCGAUUCUUCUAAGAAAGUGUACCAUGUGGCCUUAACAUUAUCAUCGCUCGAGUCUACCAUUGCACCAAACACAACAAGCCCUAUUAUGAAACUCAUCCCCCUCGAAGCUGGACCCCGGCCGCAUCUUAAUCGCCCUGUUGUUGUCAGUCCAGAUGGCACAAACCUCGAAGAUGUCGCUGAGAAAACUUUCUUUCAAAAGUAUUGGUGGGUUUUCCUCAUCAUCACAUUUCUGGCUAUGUCUGGUAGCGGAGAAGAACAAUGAUCUUUUUGGCCGGUCCUCCCCCACCAUUCACUCAUAGUCGCUAUUAUUUGUCCUGGGAACUUGUCAUCAAAAGAGAGGGGGGGGGGAGUGGAAAAGAGUGAGAACGAUCAGACCAAAACUGUCAAAGCAAAUCGGAGAAUACCACGUAAGGUCCUAGGACAAACCCAUAUGCAAUCUUUGACACGCGUACUAUUUCUAGUAGAUACCCCGAAGAUCCUAGAACUCCGAGUGGUAAGUUGACUAAGACGUUAAUUUAUUUCGGAAUCCUAUGAUCCUCGAAGCGAUACCCUUAAUUCAUUGCCUUAUUCAACAAUCUUCGCUGCUACAUCGAGAGUCGUUGAUCAGUACUGGGAAGAAAGCGAAGAUGGGAUAGUCAUGCAUUUAUUGUAGGUAGCCUCUUGUGUGUGGGCGAUGGACUUUCUUGGAGAACAUGCAUCCCAAAAUCGCUUCUUUUGCCCAUGACGCUUACGUGUUGAAAGUAUACUUUGUAAAGGGGAGAAAAGUAUACCUCUGCUACGGUGGUCCUUGCCAUUAUUACGUAAGUACCAUAGUGUUUAACUAGUUAGCAGACGUC